CCAUGCAUCUUGGGUAUACCUGAUACUGAGACUCAAAUCUCUGUAAAUGGUGUUGCUCGAGGAUAUAUAAGAGGGAUGGAGAGCGUGCUGGGGGCAUUCACUCCUGAGUCCUUCUUGGUUUUCACUCGCCCUCAACGCAACCCAAAGAAUAAAAAAAUGGCCUUCGCUGGUUUCCUCAGUGAUGCUGAUAUCAAAGCCGCCCUGGCUGGCUGCUCUGCUGCUGACUCCUUCAGCCACAAGACCUUCUUCAAGGCAUGCGGCCUGGCCAGCAAGUCCGCCGAUGAGGUGAAAAAGGCCUUCGCCAUCAUUGACCAGGACAACAGCGCCUACAUUGAGGAGGAGGAGCUCAAACUGUUCCUGCAGAACUUCGCUGCUGGAGCCAGAGCUCUCACCGACAAGGAGACCAAGGCUUUCCUCGCCGCUGGAGACAGCGAUGGUGAUGGCAAGAUUGGAGUCGAUGAGUUCGCUGCACUUGUAAAGGCAUAAAUUUCCACUGACCAAGAUCCACUUCUUUUCAUGGAACGGCGAGCUCCUUGCAAGAUUCCGUAACCACCAGCUGAAAGAAUAUUUUUUUAUAUCUUAUUUAUGAGUUGCCUGCGGAUUAUUUCUUAACAUGGUACACAUAAUUUUACUGUGAAUGUUAUCCUCAGAUGUGUUAAAUGUUCUGAAUGACUCUUGCAAACUGUAUAACACCAUCUGCACUUUUGAGGAAGAGUGAAAACCAGGAAUAAAUACUCUUUUGGUUUAAAAGUUA
Sebastes umbrosus (honeycomb rockfish) is the source of this 754-nucleotide messenger RNA. RefSeq names its product parvalbumin beta-like. Gene Ontology annotation, cellular component: nucleus; cytoplasm. Lineage: Eukaryota; Metazoa; Chordata; Actinopteri; Perciformes; Sebastidae. The coding region runs from base 76 to 486 and encodes 136 amino acids. The record is from RefSeq and is a predicted model, not a curated record. Gene Ontology annotation, molecular function: calcium ion binding. The transcript has 5 exons.